GUCCCUUGAAGAAUUUAUUAGGGUUUUGUUUCUCUCUUUCUUCUUCCUCCAUCCUUUUUUAUCUUCUUUUCAAAUCUCAUGGCAUGUUUAGACAUGUAUAACUCUGACCAUAAAGCUCAUCGCUACACUCCAGCGAGCCCUAGAAUUUCCUUCUCCAAUGAUUUCGUCGACUCCCAACAGGCUAUCAAGCAAGAAAGGAGUCCGAGAUCAGAGCCGCCUGCCUCCUCCGAUUUCGAGUUCUCUGUCACAAACUACUCCAUGAUGAGUGCGGACGAGCUUUUCUUCAAGGGAAAGCUCUUGCCCUUCAAAGAAACCUGCAGCAGCAACCAAAUGCCGAGGACUACUACUUUGAGAGAGGAGCUUCUUGUUGAAGAUGACGAAGAGGACGAUUCGACGUCGGUUAGGCCAGCCAAGGGAAGGUGGAAAGGGUUUUUGGGUCUGAAGAAAAACCAGAUUGGGUCAAAGAGAGCUGAGAGGAGCGAUGUGUCGAUGGAGAUUAGAAUUGGAGAAUGCAAGAGGUCUGGGAUUGUUCAUGAAGAAGCACACGUUAACAAGACUCCGCAGGAGCUCUUGGGUGAAGGAGGGCCAAGCUGCAGAAAUGUAAACAUUGGGAUAUAGAUCUGUUUAGAAGUUGGCGUUUGGCUGUUCUUUUGGUACAAAAUGUUUGCAGUUGAAGAACCUCAUCUGUGCAUGUGAUAAUGAUUGCUACAUCUUCAGCUCGUGCUUUUGGAUCUGCCCCUGUAACAUUUCUUUCACUUGGAUCUAUAUUUU
Carica papaya (papaya) is the source of this 771-nucleotide messenger RNA. RefSeq names its product membrane-associated kinase regulator-like protein. The record is from RefSeq and is a predicted model, not a curated record. Lineage: Eukaryota; Viridiplantae; Streptophyta; Magnoliopsida; Brassicales; Caricaceae.